Zymoseptoria tritici IPO323 is the source of this 578-nucleotide messenger RNA. RefSeq lists its product as uncharacterized. Gene Ontology annotation, molecular function: RNA binding. Gene Ontology annotation, cellular component: cytoplasm; nuclear exosome (RNase complex). The transcript has a single exon. Lineage: Eukaryota; Fungi; Ascomycota; Dothideomycetes; Mycosphaerellales; Mycosphaerellaceae. The record is from RefSeq and is a predicted model, not a curated record. Bases 15 to 578 code for a protein of 187 amino acids. Gene Ontology annotation, biological process: RNA processing.
ACCACUCGUUCAACAUGGCGCUCCCUGGACAGAUUCUCGGACCAACAAGUGCCAACAGUCUCGGCACAGGAACUCACAUCCAAGGCACCGAUCUCUGCGCAAGCAUUUCCGGUCCCAUCCUCUCCCAACCUUCAACAAGCAAAACCUCAAAACUUCCCACCGUUUCCAUCGCCCGCACGACAGGUACUCUCCUUCCCGAAGUUGGAACCGUCAUCCUAGGCAAAAUCACACGCACCGGCCCACGACAAGCCAACGUCACGAUCCUGGCCCUCGGUUCCGCAGGCGAACACGUCUGUGGCGAUGCCUUUCCCGCUCUCAUCCGACAGCAAGACAUUCGCGCAACGGAGAUCGACAAGGUGAAAGUCGCGGAGAGUUUUCGGGUUGGGGAUGUGGUGCGUGCGACGGUGAUUAGUCUAGGAGAUGAGAGGAGCUAUUACUUGACGACCGCGAGGAAUGAGCUGGGCGUUGUGAUGGCGCAGAGUGAGUGGGGAAAUCAGAUGUAUCCCAUCUCGUGGAAGGAGUUUCAGGAUCCGGAGACGGGAUUGAGGGAGCUGAGGAAGGUGGCGAAGCCGGUUUGA